Messenger RNA from Coturnix japonica (Japanese quail), 4766 nucleotides. It is a transcript of the gene RAP1GAP2, whose product is annotated as RAP1 GTPase activating protein 2. The record is from RefSeq and is a predicted model, not a curated record. Gene Ontology annotation, cellular component: plasma membrane; cytoplasm. Gene Ontology annotation, molecular function: GTPase activator activity. Gene Ontology annotation, biological process: regulation of small GTPase mediated signal transduction. Lineage: Eukaryota; Metazoa; Chordata; Aves; Galliformes; Phasianidae.
GGGCUCCUACGGAAAUGUCGCUGCGCGCUGAGCGGAUCGCGCCGAUGUCCCGCGCGGGCGUUGCGUAACUCUUUGCGUAACCGGACCGCACGCACCUGGCGGGGGUUCCGCGCCUCCCGCACAGCCGCCCCGCCUCACCUCGCCCUGCGGUUCGGGGUUCCGAGAGCGGCGAGGCCGCCCGGAGGCGGUAUGGCCUCGGGCAAAGCGGCGGGGGAGCGGCGCUGGGAGCUGGUGCGCUGGUACGUGAGGGAGGGACGGUUCCGCAUCGAGGAGAGGACGCUGACAGCCUUCCAGUGGCUGUACUCUCCCCAGCAGCAUCGCAUCGUCAGCCGCGCUGACCUGGGCUCACCCAGCAGGAUUGACAAGACGAUGCUGGCCAGCCUGAAGAUGAAGAAGCAGGAGCUGCUGAGCAGCACGGAUGUGACCCUCCCGGAGCGGCCGCUUUCCCCCCCGCUCACUGCCCCCCCCACCAUGAAGUCUGCAGAAUUCUUCGAGAUGUUGGAGAAAAUGCAGGCACCAAAACUUGAAGAUCAGAAAGCUGGAAGCCAAAAACAUAAGGAGGACUACAUUCCAUACCCCAGCAUUGAUGAGAUCCUGGAGAAGGGCAGCCCAUACCCGCUGGUCAUCCUACCCCAGUUUGGGGGGUACUGGAUUGAGGACCCAGAGAACCUCGGCACACCCACCUCAUCCGACAGCAGUGUCUGCGAGGAGGAGGAGGAGAAUUUCAGCCCCAGCCCCUACGGGUACAAGCUGGAGUGCAAAGGAGAGGCCAGAGCCUACAGGAAGCACUUUCUGGGGAAGGACCACUUAAACUUUUACUGCACGGCCAGCAGCCUGGGAAACCUGAUCCUGUCCAUUAAGUGUGAGGAGGUGGAUGGCACCGAAUAUUUAAGGAUUAUACUCAGGUCCAAAGUGAAGACAUUGCAUGAAAGGAUUCCUCUGUCAGGAUUUAGCAAGCUGCCCAGCAUUCCACAGAUUGCGAAGGCCUUCUGUGAUGAUGCCUCUGGACUGAAGUUCAAUCCAGUUCUGUAUCCCAAGGCCUCCCAGAUGAUAGUGGCUUAUGAUGAGCACGAGGUCAACAACACAUUCAAGUUUGGUGUCAUCUACCAGAAGUUCAGGCAGACCCAGGAGGAAGAGCUGUUUGGCAACAACGAGGAGAGUGCUGCCUUCAGGAACUUCUUAAAUUUGCUGGGAGACACCAUAACACUGCAGGACUUUAAAGGUUUCCGAGGAGGCCUGGAUGUCAGCCAUGGGCAGACGGGGGUUGAGUCCGUGUACACCACGUUCCGGGACAGGGAGAUCAUGUUCCAUGUCUCCACCAAGCUGCCUUUCACGGAAGGGGACAUGCAGCAGCUGCAGAGGAAGAGACACAUUGGCAAUGACAUAGUGGCAAUUAUCUUUCAAGAAGAGAACACGCCAUUCGUCCCAGACAUGAUUGCCUCCAAUUUCUUGCACGCCUACAUUGUGGUGCAGGUGGAGAACCCCGAUGCAGACACCGCAUCCUACAAGGUGUCUGUCACAGCCCGGGAAGACGUCCCCUCCUUUGGCCCACCACUGCCGAGCCCGCCGGUGUUUCAGAAGAGCCCUGAGUUCCGGGAGUUCCUGCUCACCAAGCUCAUCAAUGCUGAGAAUGCCUGCUGCAAGUCCGACAAGUUUGCAAAGCUGGAGGACCGGACACGUGCUGCCCUGCUGGACAACCUCCAUGAUGAGCUCCACGGGCACACACAGACCAUGCUGGGGCUGGGGCCCGAGGAGGACAAGCUGGAGAAUGGAGGGCAUGGGGGCUUCCUGGAGUCUUUCAAGAGAGCCAUCCGCGUGCGCAGCCACUCCAUGGAGACGAUGGUGGGCAGCCAGAGGAAGCAGCAUGGUGGCGGCAUCCCGGGCAGCCUGAGCGGGGGCAUCACGCACAACAGCGGCGAGGUGACCAAGACCACCUUCUCGCCCCCUGUCUCGGCAGCCGCAGCCAAGAACCAGUCGAGGAGUCCCAUCAAGCGCCGCUCAGGGCUGUUCCCACGCCUGCACACGGGGUCAGAGAGCCAGGCAGACAGCAGGGCACGAUGUGACAGUAGUUCUGGAGCACAGAAGACACCAGAUGUUGGACAUUCAUCCCAGGACAUGAAAUCUGAGACCUCAUCCAACCCCAGCUCCCCUGAAAUAUGCCCCAACAAAGACAGGCCCUUCGUCAAGCUGAAGGAGAACGGCCGGUCCAACAUCUCGCGCUCCUCCUCGAGCACCAGCAGCUUCAGCAGCACGGCAGGGGAGAGCGAGACACUGGAGGAGUAUGAAAGUGUGGGCAGCCAGCCAUCCACCGCAUCGCCCUUCAAGCAGGAUGUGUUCAUCUACAGCGCAUCACCCAGCAGUGAUAGCCCGAGCAUGGGGGCUGCAGCCACCCCAGUCAUCAUGAGCCGGAGCCCCACAGCAGAUAUAAAGAACAGAAACUCCCCGAGGUCAAACCUGAAGUUCCGCUUCGAUAAGCUCAGCCACGGCAGCUCCAGCACGAGUCACUAGCAGGAAAAAAGGAAGUCAAGAACUUCUCAGCGAGAUUUUUUGUUUCAACAAAGGGAAAACUUCACCAACCUGUGGGAAUGCGCACACCUCACAUGCCAGCACGGUGCCCUCCCUGCUGCAGCCAACCCUGUGCCCACCAGAGGACAUCACCUCCUCCCGACCCCAGCAAUCCCAGCCCUCCCAGUGCUCCCCAGUGGGUGUGGAGCUGGGUGAGCACUGGAGAGGUUUGCAGUGUCCCUCCCAUGCUUGCACCAUCCUUGCACACACUCCUGUAGGUAUUUUUCCCGUUAGCAGGCACAGGCAGGUCUGGUUCUCCAGUUCUGGAGCUGGAGUGGCAGUGGUGUUGGACUGGGGCUCAGGCACUGCCCCUACUGACUCCACCGCCAGCUCUUAGGAUGCAAAACACCUGGGGCCAUGCAGCCCUGUGCCCCCGUUGGGUGCUGGCACAGAUGGCAUCAGGCCAUCUGCACUCUCUGUGUGUUUUCAGUACUUCUUCCCUGCCCAGAACUCCAGCGUGGGCUUGGGACAGACAGACCAAAUCCAAAGCUGCAGUGUAACUGAAUCCUGAACUGAUGCUAGGAGCACUCUGAGCCUGUGGGGUCUGCCUCGUCCUGGGGCUGCUCCAUCCGCUGGUGGCUGGGAUGGCAUUGGGCACCCUUUGCAGCAUCAGCCCCUGCCUCUGAGUGCGCUUUGGAAGAGGGCAGUUAUGGCUCUGCAAGGUGACCUCUCUGUGCCACCCUGCAGAAGAUUUCUCUGACCACACAGAAAUCCCUCUGCCCUUAGAGAGCUUUGUCUAAGGUUCGCUGAAGCCUGUCCACUAUGUUCAGGGUGUGAUUUCCCCCAUCCACUUCUGCCGCAUUGCAUCUCAUCACAAUCCAUCACCUUUGCAAAAACAAUCUCCAGAAGUGAUGUUCUUCAUUUAAAUGGAAACUGGUUUUGAGUUCGUGAUUCCUAAUGACACACAGCUGGGAGUGUCAAAGCCGUCUGUGCGCGGCUGCAGCUGCCGGGAGGACCCUGGUGGUGCUGCGUGGUGCUGCUCACCCCAGUGUGUGCCCCGUCUGAAGGAAGGGCUGCGGUCCCUCACAGGCGCUGAGUGCUCCUUCCUGAUGUCCGUGAAUUGCUUUUAAACCACAUUUAAAUCUCGAACCGCUCUUUGCUGGAGACGGUCCCCCUCGCUUUGCUACACUCCGGGAGCACCGAAUCCCUGCCCGUCCACGGAGCGCUGUGCUGCAGGGUGGCUGUGCUGCUGGCUGGCUGCAUGCCUGAGGCUCAGUGCCUUUCCCAAGGAGUUGUGUAGUUCUGUGGUGUCGUUUGCGUGCCUGUUGAUCUCCAUGAGAUCUUUCAACAGAAGAUGCAGUGGCUGCUCUCGUCUGGGCUUUUGUUUUUGGGUCGUCGUUUUGUUUCUGUUAUUACUUGAAGCUGUGAGGUUCCUUCUGACCCGUAUUGCUGUUGUCGGAGGGCUCUGGGAGGGCUGCAGCUCCAGAGCUGAAGCGAUACGUGGGGUGUCAUGGGCUGCAUGACACUCUGCCUGGUGUGACCGUUCGGAGCGCGGCCAUGUUGUGUCCUCCAGCGGUGGGUGAGGGCGUUCCUGCAUAUAUAUUGCAAAACGUUUUGUGCUUCUACGUGACACACGCACACAUAUACACACCUAUAUACAAAUGGAAGUGUUUUUUCUUUUUUUUUUCCCUGGUUAAAAAGGGACCGUGCCAAGCACAAACUCAGUUUCUUUCUGGAGUUUUGGGUUCUUUGGUGAUGGCAGAUGCAGGGCCGGGAUGUUUCCUUGGCACUGCUGGGAGCAUUAACCCCAGUGGAGGCCAUGACCCUGGGGUUCCUCAGCUGCCGCUGCUGCAGGGGCAGUUGGUGCUGGGGUGGCACAUUGCACUGCCUGGGCCAUGUGCAGCUGGGAUGUGCUCACCUCGGAACCUUAGAGCAUGCUUCAUUGUUUGAAUGAAUGUAGCACUGCGUAUAUCCUGCAAAGGAAAAUGCUGGAUUUAUAUAAUUAGAAUGUGAAGAGAGUUUAUAGAGUAAAAAAAGAUCUUGAAUAAAAAUGUAUCUGACAGAAGUUUAUUUUUUAUGUGGAGAGGCGGUGCUUUGUAGUUCCUGGUGGCCUAUGUCUGUUGUAAAUAGUGUACAUUUAAUUUAUUACUAUGGUAGCAGACUGUAUUUGUUAUGUAUAAAACUAAAGGUUCACAAAUGUAUAUUUUGUUGCUUAAAUGUGUCUUUGCAAAAUUCACAAUAAAUAACAUAUUUUGUGUCCA